AUGCGGUGGGCAGCGGACGCAAAAAGUUACGUCGCCUCUAGAGUCACUCACGCCACUCUUGGCGAAUUCCCCUCCCGCCUGUGCGAUACACAACUUCACCGCCACCACUCUGAGAUCGGUCAAUUGGCAAUUGCUCACUCAGCCUCUGUUCUGCGCUUGUGUGUCGGCUCAUCCCGGAGCUGCCACAUAGGUACAGAGGUGGUCGUGUCUGGUGAUGAGCCCUCGCUCAGGGGUGAGCGGAAGGGCUACAGCGUGGGUGUGGUUGCAGGGUUGCCGGUUGCCGUGUGCCGCCGGCGGGUGCGGUGGGGGCGGCUAGGGCGCGGCGUGGCGGCAUGGGGCGGGCGCGCUCUUCUGCGCGGCGCUGAGGCGCGGGAUGUACGGCGCCUACUACCCCUACCUGUACGGCCGCGGCGCCGCGCGCUCCUUCCACCACGCGCCGCACUUCCAGUACGAUCGGGUGAGUUGCCGCCGCGGGACAGCGCGCCGGACAACCAGGAAGCGUCGAGCUGUAUGCGCGCGCGCGUGUGCGUGCCGCUCCGUGAACGGCACCCACGUGUGUGUGCCGCGUCCGCGUCGGACCUCUUGCUCGUGCAAAUGGGACCCCUGUUAGCGACCGCAGCGCCCCGCCGAUUGACACUUUACACUUUCAUCGGCUUUUUGCCGUUCGGGCACUGCUCAUGCGCCCAGCGGAGCCGCCAUCGACGAUGCGCGCACCUGCCGACCGGCCCUGGGUCGCCGCAUCGCUUUUGCCACUCGCUAAUAGUCAACAAAUACGAAGCUCUGUGUUCCAACACAAAACGACGUUGCGAA
Messenger RNA from Iphiclides podalirius (scarce swallowtail), 810 nucleotides. Lineage: Eukaryota; Metazoa; Arthropoda; Insecta; Lepidoptera; Papilionidae. The record is from the annotation of a GenBank genome assembly.